Molecule: messenger RNA, 1032 nt
Organism: Oncorhynchus masou masou (cherry salmon)
Lineage: Eukaryota; Metazoa; Chordata; Actinopteri; Salmoniformes; Salmonidae
Gene: ifitm5
Product: interferon induced transmembrane protein 5
Exons: 3
Coding region: 120-554 (144 amino acids)
Cellular component (GO): plasma membrane
Source: RefSeq, a predicted model, not a curated record
AUGACACAGUAGGAGACGCCAUCUAAGCAGAGCAAGGCAGGUCACAGAAUUAGCCAGCUUCUUUUCAACAAAUCAAGGACAUUCAGGACCAGACAACAAGAAUUGAAGAAGCCAAAAGAAUGGACAACCACACGUACAACUACCCGUCCGACUGCACCCCUCUCACCAGCUGCAAGUCGGCCCGCAAGCCGGCGGGUUCCACCGUGGUGAAUAUGGGCACCGCAGGCAAGAAGCCACCCAGUGACUACCUCGUCUGGUCCCUGUGCAACACCCUGUAUGUCAACUUCUGCUGUCUGGGAUUCAUGGCUCUUAUCUACUCAAUUAAGGCCAGGGACCAGAAGACCCAGGGGAACUUGCAGCUGGCCCAGGAGUGCUCGGACAAGGCCAAGUGGUACAACAUCCUGGCGGCGGGCUGGAACCUGCUGGUGCCCCUGUUGGUGGUGGUGCUGCUGGUGCUGUUGCUGGUUCACCUGGGCACCUCACAGGGCUCCUUCGACUUCUUCGGAGAGGACGGCUUCCAGAGCUUCAUGAAACUCUUCAGCAGCGUACAUUGAAGGCUGGUUAGUGGACAGAAGAUAUCGAAGAACAGAAUGAUAGAUGUAGAAAAUUAAAGGAGAAGAUGGUGGAUGGAGACUGGUGGAUGCUUCCCUAAAAGCCACCCAACAACCACCUGACAACGGACUAAUGACCUCUUUACAUCAUGGGUCACUUUUUUUCCUUUAUAAAUAUUAUCAAGACAUUAACUAAUUGUUGUUCUAAUGUACUAUUAUAUUAUUAUUGCUGUAAUUUUUAUUGGUAGCUGUAUUGUUAGCUAAAGGCUAGUAUCAUUGUCACUGCAUUGGAUCUUGACCAUUUCUAGACCCCUUUGUGAAAAACAAAUGUGAGAAAGUAAAAUAAAAAAUGUCACAACUACAGAAGGUUUGUACUACUGAAUUGUUUCAGCAUUACUUUUCUUUCCCAUCAAUGGGUUUAUUUGAAACAUCAAAGGCAGAAUUUUGAGGUCAGUAAUAAAAUAAAAACAGCGUCUAAAUU